Messenger RNA from Clupea harengus (Atlantic herring), 3007 nucleotides. It is a transcript of the gene gtf3c3, whose product is annotated as general transcription factor IIIC subunit 3. Gene Ontology annotation, cellular component: transcription factor TFIIIC complex. Gene Ontology annotation, biological process: transcription by RNA polymerase III. The record is from RefSeq and is a predicted model, not a curated record. Gene Ontology annotation, molecular function: protein binding. NCBI's taxonomy places the organism in Eukaryota, Metazoa, Chordata, Actinopteri, Clupeiformes, Clupeidae.
AUUUUCGUUAUUGUCGCUAGCUACACGCUACUGGAGACUUGAAUUCACACGCACACAAUUUGAAUAUAAGAAUGAUACCGUUCUGCCUAUAUGAUGUCGGAAUUUAGCCCUGAACUUAUUGAUUAUUUAGACGGAAGGAUCUCAUUCGAGGAAUUUGAGAAAAGAAGAGCUGAGCGGAAAGCGAAGGAGAAGGAAAGCAAAAAGGGGAGUCAGGAGUUCGGCUCCGGUGAAGAUGCAACAUGCGAGGAUGGAGAGGAUGCUUCACCGAGCACAUCGCGCGCUGCUCGAAAAACACGGAGACAACGCACCGGUGAGACAGAAGAGGGGAUAAGUCCCUCUGUACACCAGGCCUUUGCCUCCAUGCUUGGUGAAGGGGGUGAAGAAGAGGACGAGGAGAACGAUGAUGAUGAUGAUGACGACGAUGAAGACGAUGACUUAAACAAAGAUAAGGACGAUAACGAAGGGGAGGUAGAAGGGGAGGAGGAUGCUGAGAACGAGGGCAUCACGGCAGGGGACGUGUUUGCUCUGGAGAUGGAACUCAAUCGUGAGAAUAAGAAAAUGAUGAAGGAGAAGCGCACUCGGAGCAAACUGCCGCGGGCCCUUAGAGGACUCAUGGGCGAGGCCAACAUCCGCUAUGCCCGUGGGGACAAGGAAGAUGCCAUCCUAAUGUGCAUGGAGAUCAUUCGGCAAGCUCCCCUGGCCUACGAGCCCUUCUCCACCAUGGCUAUGAUCUAUGAGGACCAGGGGGACAUGGAGAAGGCCCUUCAGUUUGGCCUGAUCGCCGCGCACCUCAACCCCAGCGAUUGUGAGGAGUGGGUCAAGUUAGCUGACAUGUCCUUGGAGCAGGACAACAUCAAGCAAGCCAUCAUCUGCUACUCUAAAGCCAUCAAGUACGACCCGACGAACGUGCGUUUCCUGUGGGAGCGCUCCAGCCUGUAUGAGCAGGUGGGCGAGCACAAGCAGGCCAUGGAUGGCUACCGCCGCAUCCUCAACCUGCUGCCUCCCCACGACGGAGAGCACUUCAUGCAGCUGUCACGGGACAUGGCCAAGAGCUACUACGAGAGCAGUGAGCUGAUGUCUGCCAUUGGCGUGAUGGAGGAGGCGCUGAAGCGCCACCCGGAGCUGGUCUCUCCCGAGUGCAUCAACAUGGCCGCCGAGCUCUACAUCGCCAACCACCAGCACAACAAAGCCCUGCAGGCGUUGGUGAAGUUCUGUAAGAUUGAGCUGAAGAAAGAGGAGCCGAAGACCGAGCCAGUGGAGCAGCAAGUAGAAAAUGAGGAAAAGAUGGAUGAGGGGGAGGAGAAAGAAGAGGAGAAGGAGAAAGAGGAAGAAGAAAAAGAGAUCGAAGAACCACUUGGAGUGGUGUUGGAGGUCAUUGUCCCAGACGAAGUGCCUGUAGACAUCAGAGUGAAGUUAAUGGUGUGCUUUAUACAUCAGCAUGUGUACAAGCCUCUGGAUCCCAUGUUGACCUCUCUGAUGGAGCAGAGCCCUGAGGAGCUGGGGGAUCUGUAUCUGGACGUGGCGGAGGCCUUCCUGGACGAGGGCCAGUACAACUCAGCUCUCCCGCUGCUUUCGGCGCUCGUCUGCUCCGAGAGGUACAACCUGGCCGUGGUGUGGCUCAGGCAUGCAGAGUGUCUUAAAGCUCUGGGACACAUGGAUGUGGCCGUGAGGAGCUACAGGAAGGUGGUGGAGAUGGCUCCUCUGCACCUGGAGGCGCGCCUCUCCCUCUCCACCCUGCAGCAGCAGCUGGGCCGGCCUGAGCGCGCCCUCGAGGCCCUGGAGUCCAUGUACGACCCCGAAACACUCGCCCAAGACUCCAGCGCUGCUCAACAGGAACUGAAGUUGCUGCUACAUCGCUCCACACUUCUCCUCUCCCAGGGCAAACAGGCUGACUACUUAGACACUCUUUUGACCAUGCUGGCCAUGCUACUGAAGAUGGCCAUGAUACGCGCCAGGGUGUGUUUGAUCUCUGAUUCUGGUCACCUGCACCUGACCAGAGCCUCUGGGCGUAAGGUGACUGACGUCGCUGACCAGGAGACAGCCUAUCAGGACAUCGUAGGAAAGACCAGUGUGUUGUCACGGGAGGACUGGUGGCAACUGCUGCUGCGCUGUGUGAACAUCCUCUGUGACUGCCAGCGCUUCGGCGAGGCUGAGCUCAUGGUGGACACCUCGCUGCAGUACGACACCUUCUACGAUGAACGGGUCAAGCGCAAGGAGCUGGGCUACCUGGGCCUGUCCACCGCCUUCCUGGACCGCAACUUCUGCAAGGCCUACAACUACAUCAGGCUGAUGCUGAUGGACUCCGUCGAGCGGACGCAGCUGUGGAACGUGUUCAACCAGGUGACGCUGCACUCGCAGGAUGUGCGCCACCACCGCUUCUGCCUGCGCCUCAUGCUCAAGAACCCUGAGAACCUAGCGCUAUGUGUGCUCAACGGCCAUGCCUCGCUCGUCUCCGGCAGCUUCAAGCACGCCCUUGGCCAGUAUGUUCAGGCCUUCCGUAUGCAGCCGGAUCACCCACUCCACAGCCUGUGUGUGGGCCUCACCUUCUUCCACAUGGCCUCACAGAAGUUUGUCAUCAAGCGCCACUCUCUGGUCAUGCAGGGUUUCUCAUUCCUCUGGCGCUAUGUGGAGCGCCGGGGCCACUGCCAGGAGAGCAUGUACAACUUGGGCCGCGCGCUGCACCAGCUGGGGCUCAUGCACCUGGCCAUUCACUACUACCAGAAAGCCCUGAGCCUCCCCCCGCCCUCUCUGGAGGGAAUUGAUGAUGACCAGGUGGAUCUACGCAGAGAGAUUGCCUAUAACAUGUCACUCAUCUAUCAGUCCAGUGGUAACAUUGAAAUGGCCAGGCACUUGUUAUACACCCACUGCACUGUCUAGCUCAUCAUGCAAAGACACUGUGCUAUGCCUACAAAACAUCGUAGGAGUGGACUGCGGUUUUGCAGUUGUGUAAAUGUUGUAAAAUAUUGAGGUUUAUUUUUUUUUUUAAUAAAGGGAUUUGAUAUUCUGA